Molecule: messenger RNA, 1668 nt
Organism: Dentiscutata erythropus
Lineage: Eukaryota; Fungi; Glomeromycota; Glomeromycetes; Diversisporales; Gigasporaceae
Source: the annotation of a GenBank genome assembly
AUGAUGGUGACUUCUUCACCUAAUGAAACUCUUGUGCAAAAGCACAUCAGUAUAGGUGUUAACGAAAUUGUUGUGGAAAAAAAGUCUGAAAAACAUUCAGAACGACGACAUUCUCCUCCAACUAACGUUAUUGAGCCACUAAUCAAUGAUAGUCCUUCUAAAGGAUCAAAUGGUCGAAGUUUCAUUACAUCUAUCCCGCAAUCUCCUACAAAACGAAGGCCAAUUAGCACUGGCGCCUUGGCUGAUGAACAAAAUGAUAAACCACCUCAGCGAUCUGCAACAACUGCAGGAAAACCCAAAAGGUCAUUGCCUAUCAUUUCUUCUGAAAAUGAUUCUCAAGAAGAAGCUUCUGGACGAAAUCGUAAAAGUGGUAUGAUUAAACGUCGUAACACUUAUAGCUCUGAAAUUCAGAGUGAGAGUGUGGACAUUGUGCUAGACAAGGAAACUCAAAAAUGGGCCGAGAAUGUCAAAAGAAGAUUGUCAAAAAGGAAAACUCGUGAAAAGGGCAAAGGUGACGAUGAAGAGGGUCCAAUGAUCGGAACAAGGAUAAGUGAAGGUCAUGUCAAUUAUGUUUUAAUGUACAACAUGCUGACAGGAAUAAGAGUGGGAGUCUCACGUUGUAAUGCCAAACUUGAGAGAGAGUUAACUGAUGCUGAUUUCAAAGCUGCUCAUAAAUUGGCUUUCGAUAUAACGGGUAACGAACUUACUCCAUCAGCCAAAUAUGAUUUCAAAUUCAAAGACUAUGCUCCUUGGGUUUUUCGUCGUCUCCGUGAAUUUUUUCAUAUUGAUGCUGCAGAUUAUUUGGUUUCUUUAACGAGCAAAUAUAUUUUGUCAGAGUUGAAUUCUCCUGGCAAAAGUGGAAGCUUUUUUUAUUAUUCUAGGGACUAUCGGUUCAUCAUUAAAACGAUACAUCAUACUGAACACAAAUUCUUACGUAAAAUUUUGAAGCAAUAUUAUGAGCAUGUGAAAGCUAACCCUGAUACUCUCCUAUCUCGUUUUUAUGGUCUUCACCGAGUAAAAUUACCACGUGGUCCGAAAAUUCAUUUCGUGGUGAUGAAUAACAUUUUCCCACCGCACCGAGACAUACAUGAAAUAUAUGACUUAAAGGGAUCAACCGUUGGACGUGAGACUAAAGUCACAAACAACCAUAAUCCACGUUCGGUACUCAAAGACCUUAACUGGAUAAAAAAUGGUCAGCAUUUAGAGUUAGGACCCACAAAACGAAUGAUUUUUGUUGAGCAACUUGAAAAGGACGUCAAUUUGCUUCAAAGAUUGAAUAUCAUGGAUUACAGUCUUCUGGUCGGACUGCAUGAUACUUCUCGUGGAAAUAGGGAUAAUAUUCGUGAAGAUUUCUUUGUAUUUCAGCCUGAUACUAAGAAAAUCGAACGUACACCCUCAAGCCAUAAACGAGAAAGUAAAGCAUCGAAAUUGCGUAAAGCUGUAGGUGAAGCUGAUCCGGUAAAAUUAGGUCCAUCGACCACCAAAUUAGUAUUGAAUAACGAACGAAGAAAUUGCAUAUUCUAUGCAGAUGAUGGUGGAUUUGCCGGUACCGAUGAACAAAACCGUAACUCGAAUUACAUUUAUUAUUUAGGUGUUAUUGACAUUUUGACUCCAUAUAAUACGGUCAAGAAGGUUGAGCACGCAUUUAAAUCCGUCAAUCACGAUAAG